UCCUUCCGCCUUCCCGGCGGGCCACGCGCGGCGCCUGCGCACUCGGUGACCUUUGCGGGUCGGCUUCGCGGUGUGGAGYGGCUUGAACUAUUGGUUCUGGCGAGAUGCUUCAAACCAUUAUUAAAAACUACUGGGUCCCCUUGAAGCCCUACUAUACCCAGGUUUACCAAGAGAUUUGGGUAGGAAUGGGGUUAAUGAGCUUCAUUGUUUAUAAAAUCAGGAGUGCUGAUAAAAGAAGUAAAGCUUUGAAAGGUUCAAGUCCUGCACCUGCUCAUGGUCAUCAUUAGCCAGCUUGCUUGAAUACAGAAUCGUCAGCCUGUAAAUCUAAGCAGGCUUUGUUAAAUGGGAACACGGAAUGUCGCCAUACCCUUAUAUAAGUACCACGUUCUACGUGGCAUGAAUAAAUGAUCUGUGAGAUGCACCACUACCAUGCCA
Urocitellus parryii (Arctic ground squirrel) is the source of this 435-nucleotide messenger RNA. RefSeq names its product ATP synthase membrane subunit j (gene Atp5mj). Gene Ontology annotation, cellular component: proton-transporting ATP synthase complex; mitochondrion. Lineage: Eukaryota; Metazoa; Chordata; Mammalia; Rodentia; Sciuridae. The record is from RefSeq and is a predicted model, not a curated record.